AUCAGUAGUUACAAUAUGGCGACGGAGAAAGAGAAGAAGAAACCAUUGGCUGAGUUAUUCUCAGACAAAUCACUUAACGUUGAAUUACCAAUGAGGAUAGGAGCAGGAUGGAAGGAGUUAUUAAUAUAUUUGGACCUGAGUAGUGUCGACAUAUACCAUAUCAGCCAUGAUAAUCAAGUUUUGAAGGAGAAAAUAGGGGAAGGCUUGAUGAGGUGGAACAGUAAAAGAGGUCAUAAGCCCGAACUGGAAAGGGCAAUUGAACUGACUGGAGCUCUGAAAGCUUCUGAAAUGACAAUGCUAGCAGAUGAACUAGAUGAUGAGUACUGUUUAGGAGAAUCCCAGUUUGAUGAGAUUGCCCCAGGCAUGACAGAGGACACGACAGAACUACCGGUCGACACAAAAGAAACCCCUGAACUCGCCGACACUGGACUCGAUAGUAAUGGUGACAUAAUGUUGCGUGAUUAUCAAAGAGAAAUAGCAGAAGACGGUCUAAGGGGAGAUAAUUCUAUUAUUUGGGCUGGAACAGGAUCAGGGAAGACCAGGGUGGCCGUGUACAUAAUGAAGAACCAUUUGGACAACACAUCGAACGGGAAGAUUGCUUUUUUCACCACGACGUUGACGCUACUGGACCAACAGUACGAAGUGAUAUGUAAACUUCUACCUAAGUACAAGAACCACGUUAUCACGUUCAGCGGACGGAAUCAAGCGAAUGAGAACUUUUCUGAGAUUGUCAAUAAUUGUCGAGUUUGUGUCAUCACUCCGAUGUUCCUUGAUAACUACCUGAGAGAUGACGCCUUGUCCCUGGAUGUAUUUUCAAUGCUUGUGUUGGACGAGUGUCAUCACACACGAAAAAAAAACUCUUACAACCAGAUAAUGGCACGUUAUCGAAAAUUAUACAUAGACGGCGGCAAAUCCCCACAGAUUAUUGGACUGACAGCGUCUGUUGGGACUGAGCGGGCGCGAGAUGUGAAGGAUGCAGAGAAAAGUAUCAUCGAACUUAUGGCGCGAAUGAAUGUAACUAAGAUCGCUACUCCAAAGGUCCACGUAGAGGAAUACAAGACAUAUGUUCCGGAUCCUAUUAAACAUACUGAGGAGAUGAAAGACCGGCAUGAUGACCGAAUAGGAUUCACCAUACAGCGUGCUAUGGAACAGCUUGAAAGAUGGCUCCUCGGCAAAUUGUUUGAUCUGGACACCGGGGCUGUACACGCGCUGUUGAAGGAAAAGCCUGAUACACAGAGGAUGAAGCCGCAAUACCAAACCUGGCUAUCCCGCCUACAGAUGGCGCUCCCUCUCAGUAAACAACUAGCCCCCGACAUGAAACACCGGGCCAUUGUAAUAACCGACCAUUUGACUAUGUACCAGGACGCCCUUUGUUGUAACUACAUUCUCUGUAUGAGGGAUGUUUUGACACAACUUAACCUCUCGUCAUUGAAGUACCAAAUUUUUGACGGAGGUGAACACAAUGAUGUAGUCCUAUGUAGCGCAAGUGACGUCACUGCAAAAGAAGUCAGUGCGGAAAAGGACAAUAGAGCUGUAACGAUUGUCAGUUUGUACAAAGAUGUCAUUAAGGAACUGGAAAGCCAUUCAAAGAACCCGAUUUACGAGAAUCCAAACAUUAUUCGUCUUCAGAAGAUGGUAGAUGACAACUUUACAGAGAAAGGAAAGGAUUCAAUAUUCAUGGUGUUUGUCGAAACAAAAGCAUCUGCAACAGCCGUUUCAAAAUAUCUUACAGAAAAGUCCUCCUUCGCGAGAUGUGAACACCUGAUAAGUUCUCGUUCAACAUCGGGAGACAAUGAAAAACAAUCUCAAGCCGACCAUGGCAGAGUAAUCAAGCGACUCCUAUCUAAACAGAUAAAUGGUGUGGUAGCGACACAGGUGGCCGAGGAGGGAUUAGACAUACCCGCCUGUAACUUGGUCAUUCGUUAUAACAAUACUAGAAACGAGAUAUCCACAGUACAGGUUGCAGGAAGGAGCAGAGCGAAACAGGGGACAGUCACAGACUUCGCAAAUACAGAGAAGCGCAGACAAGAGGACAUGAACGUAAUACGAUUGACACUGAUGAAUGACGCCUUGAGCAACAUCCUAGUGAAAUCAGACACCGAUCUCCAGCUUGAGGUUAGACAGCGCAUGCGCACUAUCACUGCUGCAGAGGCUGAAGAGGCACACGCGAAGGAGCUUCAUCAACAAAGUAAGACUGAGGGCAACUUUACUCUGCGGUGCGGGAAAUGCCAGGAGACAGCAGUGCGUAGCUGUGACAUACGAUGUUACAACGGAUCCCAAUAUGUAGUCAUAGAUAAGGAGUACUACUACGAAGAUCAUAUGUCAUCGUAACCCCAAAAUAUCUAGGUACGACAACUUGGAAACAAAAUAUAAAACAGUCUGUAAAAAGUGCGGACGUGAUUGGGGGGUAGGGGCUUGUUUUAAAGAAAACGUCUUCUGUGCAAUACUGAAGAUUAAGCAAUUCAUUGUCACAGAUAGCAACACGAAAGAAGGGUAUCAUUGCAAAACUUGGGCAAAACUUCCCUUUACUGUACAAUCCAUGAGUGAGGAGGAGUUUUCUAAUCUUAAAGGGUUUGAGGAACUUACAGACUAUGGUCGUGAUUGAAGAUUGGAUACCUCAGCAGUUAUAUGUUACAGGUUACACGCACAAUGGUAAUGCUUUCCGACCUUUGUCCUGACUUUAGCGAGUCUAUGACAUAUGGCAAUGGCUUCACGAAUAAUAGUCAAGUUUUCGGACCUUUAUCAUAACUUGAGCGGUUUUAUGACAUUUCGGUACAAGCUACACGAUUUUGAGAACAAGAGCAAGUCAGUAGUAUGUACAUAUUUCACUGACCUUAUGUCACUAGUAAUUGUGGUUGACUUUUAUGUUGUGCUUUAAGUUUAUUGCUACUGAUAUCAGUCCAUUUUUGAUAAUGAAUCUGAUGCUAUAUUAUUAAUGCCAAGAUGAGAAAGUAGUCCUCACCUUCAUUGUGAAUCUCAAAGGUUUCAGCAAUGAACUAGAUUCCGAGUAAAUGGGACGUCGUUGAUCAAUUACUGAUCGGGAUUAAGCCAUGAUAUGUCGCUUUAGGCAAAGAAACAUUCUAUAUAUGCAGCUAUAUUAAAAAAAAGGACAGGAAAAAUAUAUUGAUCAAGAUCCCGUGACAUUUGAACAUUGAAAAUACUUUCCUACUUGCAAGUUUACAUAGUUAAAUUAUAUUAUCAUUUUAACUAAGUAUUCUAAAUAAUCUAAUUAACACAUAAAUAUACACGUAGACCGGUAACAUGUUGAAAUAUUGGUGUCACGUGUGUUCAAAUUAAUCACAAGAGUUAUAUUAAACGGGUUAAAUGUGUAAAAUAAAAUAUGCAAUACCUACUUAUGAUAGAUAAUACGUAGAUUUUAAUGAGCUGGCCACUUAGAAUAUAACAUUGCCAUGACUAUAUUGAUGGAGGUAGGGGAAUGACAAGCUUUAGAAAAUAGUAUAAAAAGAAAUUAGUGGAUCACUUAACAGGAAAUGUUCUAUGGGGCAAAUAUCCGGAAAACAUUCACAAAAGAACAUGCAUGCUCGUGUAAUUAGGUAUAAAAUGCAUGCUCGUGUAAUUAGGUAUAAAAUGCAUGCUUGUGUAAUUAGGUAUAAAAUGCAUGCUCGUGUUAUUAGGUAUAAAAUGCAUGCUCGUGUAAUCAGGUAUAAAAAGUACAUUUUGUAUUUCUUAACAUUAAAAAAAGGAUAAUAAAGGUAUAUUGUUAAAAUACCACAAUAAAUAAAAUGAAGGAGACUAGGAGUUGUAUGCUGAUUUGCUCAAAGUUAUCCUGCAGAAUUUCAUUUUAUGGGCAAUUUGAAAAUUUAUUAUUAUAGAUUCAAUUAAUGGAUUUUUUCACAAGGAAUUUUUUCCUCGUUCUUCUAAACGACUAGAAACACAAACGGUACAUUUCUAUUCUACAACUAUUAACCCUAUGGUCGUAAUAAUAAUGCUAACAUUCCCAUUAUGUGCAUUAAGUGGUUACAUAGUACUCAUUACUAUGACACUUCUAAAAGGAUUUCUCGCAAUAUUAAUACGUAGCAGCUUGACAAAGUACAACAGGGAUGUAUAUCUAAAUGACUUACUCGCUACAAUAAACCUCCGACUUAUACUUCUUGUCAGUGAUGAUAUACCAAUCAUUACGAUGAUAGUACACUUUGUGUAUAGUGUUUAGCCAGAUAAUUUAUUGCUUUUGUACAUUGAUAUAAAUGUAAAUUAUGUUCUUACUUGUAAAGUAAAAACAAUCGUAGCAUAUAUGUUAAUUUUUUUUGUUAUUAGCCAUCAAAUAAUCCCCCGGUGGACCAUUAUAUGUACAUGUGAAUUGCAUGUUAUUAAAACUAAUUAUUUCUAUUGCCAUAAUGCCAUAUAACCAAUUGAAUAAUUUGUAUAAGUUUUUAUGUUAUUAAUAUAUCAAAUUGACUAAAUAUUCGUAAACAAAUGUUAUACAUGUGCAACUUGUCAUCAUUCCUACACAGGUUUAUGUUAUAAUCGUAUACAUUUAAAUACUACCACCGGUAAUGAAAGAGAUAAUUGCUUCAUUUCAUACAUAUAUAGUAUUUAGUAUUUUUUUCUACAACGAAUGCUGUUUUACGUAUAAUUAACCAGAAGACGUAAAAUCAUGUUAAAUGCUGUUAUUCAGUUAUUGCGCUAAUUGUAUUGCUGAGGAAAUGUAUAUCCACCGUCCCCUUAACCGAUUUGCUUUUGCCGAAAAUAAAAGAUAAUCUCAAUUUGUCAA
Pecten maximus is the source of this 4732-nucleotide messenger RNA. Its product is annotated as interferon-induced helicase C domain-containing protein 1-like. The transcript has 13 exons. NCBI's taxonomy places the organism in Eukaryota, Metazoa, Mollusca, Bivalvia, Pectinida, Pectinidae. The coding region runs from base 16 to 2331 and encodes 771 amino acids. Gene Ontology annotation, cellular component: cytoplasm. Gene Ontology annotation, molecular function: protein binding; nucleic acid binding; ATP binding. Gene Ontology annotation, biological process: signal transduction. The record is from RefSeq and is a predicted model, not a curated record.